UGAAAAAUAAAAAAAAACGAAUUCUGAUUGAUUGAUUGAUUGAUUUCUGAGAUAGACAAUCGAUUGCUUCUACUUUGAUGGCCUUAAAUGAUCGUGCCGUAGUGUUAGCCUGUAGUGUUUCAUUAUUGGCCAUAACAUUAGCAACAAUUUAUUAUUGGCAAUCUUCAUCAUUAUCAACAAAAAAGAAUCGAAAAAAUUCAAAAUCAUCAUUAAGAAAAAAAUCAAAUCAAUCUGUUGUUGUUGUUGAUGAAGAAAACGAACAAUCAAAUUGUAUCAUAUCUGAUAAUAAUUACCAAACAACAAAACAAGACCAACACAAUCAAUCGGAAAAUAUUGUUGAAUUGAAACAAAGUUUUCCAUUUGUUUCAUUAAAUCAAAUAGAUAUUAAUCAUUUGGAUGAUAAGAUUCCAUGUUCAUCAACAAAAUCAGUUGAUAUAGGCCAUUUGCUUGAUAGUGAUUGUAAAGAUCAAAUUCAACAACAACAACCAGAAGCAAACGAUAAAAUUUCGAUAAGAGUUGACUCAUUCGAAAUCAACGACGACGACGAAGAAGAAGAAGAAGAUUCAAAUUUGAAAAUCAACGAUAAUAGUGAUAGUAGUAUAAGUUUUUCCUUUACUAGUAUCGACGAAGACGAAUAUAUAGAAAAGAAAAUGCAUCUAAAAAAUUAUUCAUUCAAUACUAAUAAUCAUACGAAUGAUCAUGAUAUUGAUAUUAAAAUCGAUCAUCCAAAUUCAUCGAAUUUAGCAUUCAAAAAUUGUUCACCCAAAUUGUCAUCAUCAUCAUCUUCAUCACCCGAUAAAGAUAAAGAAAUUAUUGUGAUUGAUGAUGAUACCGGUGUAUCGGAAAUAAUCGAUGAAAUUGAUGAUAAAUGUCUCAAGUAG
Messenger RNA from Dermatophagoides pteronyssinus (European house dust mite), 881 nucleotides. It is a transcript of the gene spoon, whose product is annotated as A-kinase anchor protein spoonbill. NCBI's taxonomy places the organism in Eukaryota, Metazoa, Arthropoda, Arachnida, Sarcoptiformes, Pyroglyphidae. Gene Ontology annotation, molecular function: RNA binding. The record is from RefSeq and is a predicted model, not a curated record.